This is a messenger RNA of Caenorhabditis auriculariae, 9036 nucleotides long. The record is from the annotation of a GenBank genome assembly. Lineage: Eukaryota; Metazoa; Nematoda; Chromadorea; Rhabditida; Rhabditidae.
AUGGAUCCUAAUAAUAUGCAGGUAUGCUGUGUUUUAUGUAUUUUUUGCUCGAAGGAUGUUGAGAUUUGAGAAAAAAAAUUAAAAAUUCGAACCUUGCAGUUUUCAGUAUCUUUUAACACGAAAACAGUGAAAUAACUCAACGAAAAAGUUAGAUGUCCUGUUCUCUUUUUGAAGUAGCAUCGGCUCUUCUGAAAUGUCAGUAUCGAAGUUUCAGAACAUCGAUAUUGGGAACAAUGGGCAAAUGCCGAUCGGGGGUCAUGGAUUGCAAUCGAAUCAACUGUCAGGUGUGCAAAAUGGCAGUGCGGCGGGACAAUAUACUCCCCAGAUGUUCUUUCCGCAAUCCUAUCUCAACCAAUUUGCGUAUGCUGCUUCCAAUAAUCAAGUUCAUACCCAUAAUCGUCGUUUUGAAACUUUUAUAUUUUGUUUUAGUUGAUGGAUUUCCAUCAACAGCAGUACCUUCUUCAAAUGCAAACUCAAGCUGCAGUCGCCAUGCAACAGCAUUCUCAACCUAUCUUCCAACAACAACAACAGGUUAAAAAAAUCAGCUUAACGAAGAUUUAAAUAAUUCCAGAUGCUCCAACAACAACUUCUGACUCCACAGAACCAAAUUCCGCCUUCGCAGAUGCUCUCGACGCAGCAACAACUUUCUCUCGCCGCCGGUCAUCAACUUCUCCAGCAGCAACAUCAGCCAUUACAUCAAGAACUUCAUCAGCAACACCAUUCGCAGCUGCAGAAUCAACAUCAGUCGUCUCAGAAGAUCCAAGAUCACGCACUUCUACAGCAACAACAGCUCUACAAUCAGCAGCGACAAGAGCAAAAAAUGCAACAACAGCAGCAACAACAACAACAACAACAACAACAACAGCAGCAGCAGCAGCAAUUGGUAAAUUGCAUUCUUUAAAGUUUCAGUUGCAUUCAAAAAGUUUCACUUUUCAGAUCCUUUUUUUCGAAUUUAACUAACGAUGAAGUUUUGCGUGGAAAGCAAAGCUUUUAUUAAAAUUAUGAGCAAAAAAAAUCUUUUUUUUUGCGGCCGGAAUUUUGCUUUGUAUCCCACUUUCUGUAGGAAAAAAGCUGAAUUCCAAUGAAAAACAUAGGAAUUGCUUUUUUGAAAUUAAAAAGUCAGAGACAUAUAUUUGUAAGUUUCACUACCCGUUUUUCAUAGGCUUUAUGUUGAAAAUUGGAAAAGGCACCCAACAAGGAUCUCUCACUUUAUAACUUUUUUUUGCUUAGUUUUUGGGUCUUUCGACCAAAUUCUCUAAAGCGUGUGAGUCUGAACGAUAAGAGCUCUUUGGCUGAAAUAUCUUAUGUUUUCAGCAAGAACAACAACGUCUGUACGAGGAACAAUGUAGACAAGAAGCGCAGCGAAAACAAGAAGCCGCUCGGAUUCAAAUGCAAAAAGUUGGCUGUUCAUAAAGACAUGAAAAAUUGAAUUUCAUUUACAGGAACUUGAGGAGAAGGCAAGGUUACGCGAAAUGCAAGAUAAACUCGAGAAAGAGCGAUUGGAACAGAUAGCCAAGGUAUUUUCCUCCGUAUAAUAGGCAUUUCAAAACCGUUUUUCAGCAAGAAGAGGCUGCGAAGGCUGCAGAGGCAGCGAGAAUCAAGGCGGAAGAAGAAGAAAGAAAGCGCGCCAACCUCAUGAAGUACCUGGCUGAGCAGAAACAGAAGCAGCACGAAGCUGACCAGGUAUCACAUCUUUUUUACUCCUCAGUGACAUGUGCCUUCAGGCGACGGAGGAAAUGCACGAGCGGGUUCGUCUGAUUGGGAAGCCUUUGACUCUCGUCGCCACUCAUUUCCAUUCCAACUGUUAGUUUUAUUCAGAAUUUUUUUUCAAUCAUAAACAGUAUCUAUCGUAAAAGUGAAUAUUUGCCAAACUGACAUUCACAGAAACCAUAAAUAUUUCUCAUUUAUAUUCUCUCUGUCGCUUUCUUUUUGAGGUGUGAUUUUUGAAAUUCACCCUCAAACACGGACACUUCUAAGAUCAAACAUUGAAAUAUUAAAUAGAAAGUAUUGUGCAGAUAAAUGAAGUAUUUUCAUUUAGACUUUCAGAGGUUUAUAAAAAAGUUUUCGGAAAACUUAGAACUUAAACUUAGAACAAAAGCGCGAAAUGGCUUUUCUUAGAAUAAAAGCGCGAAAUGGCUUUUCUAGAUAAAUAGGAGUAGAACGAAAAGUCAAAAAUAGAAUUUUUAGGAUUUUUUCUUUUACCGCACUCACUAUAUCAUAUUGCAAAAUCUUGGUCCCAAAAACCAUUCUGAAUAAAUUUAGGUUUUAAAUUUUUUUUUUUCAUUUUUAAAAGUUCGGAGUUAUGGCUUCACCGUACUAUUAAAGGUUUCAUUUUUUCAUUUCAAGUGUUUAUUCGCCAUUCCGCAAUCUGCACGACAAAUACAAAAAUAUAAAACAUCAAGACAAUCAAAUAAAUCUAACAGCUGAUCCUGAUGGUGUCUGCUUAAUUUCAAUCGUAUCGGGAAUUUUUUCAUAUUUUGAACAUGAACAAUAUUUUCAGUUGUCGAAAUGCUUCCUUUGCCGUACGAGAGCAUGAGCACGUCGAAAAGUGCCUUCGUGAGUUUGCCCGAAAAUCGCGAUGAAAUUUUGGCGCUCUGCGAUGAACAAAUCGUUGCCGCGAUAUCGCAAGCUUUGAGUAUGGUCGACGCCGACGAGGAUAUGUUAGAAACCGAGUCUCUUUUUUUUCCUAAAAUUUUGUUCUAUAGACCAACUCGUUUGGACAAGCUUUAUCCGAUGGAGAAAGAGACCAAUGACUUGUUCAUGGACCAAAUGCCACCGCUGAUUCAAGCUGUAGUCAGUUUCAACAUGAACGUGAGUUUUUUUUAAAAGUUAGUUCUGAAAUCUCUCUUUGAUGCAUAUUUGAAGUGAGCCAUUUUUUGAAGGGUCCAUGAUAAUGAAAAAAAAGUUUCAUGAAUAUAUCGACUGGUCAUGUUUCAAAAAAAAAAAUAUCACUUAUUUUCUCAGAAGUAUCAGCUUAAUAUCGAGCGACUUUUCCAGGCUUUGGACGUCGACUCUCACAAUAACAUGCAACUUCUGGAGAAUGAGGACCAAAUAAUGCAGGAAGAUCUAGUACGUCCCGGACCUUCGGUAGGAACUCCUCUGGAUGAUAAAAACUCGUGGCAUUUUUUCAGCGAGUAUUAAUCCAAAGAGAAGAGAGAAACGCUCCUGUGGAACGGGUGGAAACGACGACCGCUGGAUCGAGUCCUUCGGGAACCUCUUCGCCUUUGGUCCAGGUGGGGAUAUCUAACGAUUUCAAUCAGAAAACUUUUUCGUUUCUAGGAGGGAAGAGAUUCGAACAAGAUUCGAAAGCAAAUGGCUUCUGUUGGAAAACAGCCAAAAGGUGGAAACGGAGGGAAUCAAAGGCGGAAGCGAGAUAUGGUAAAAUAAUUUCUGCUAAACUUAAGUAGAAUCUCUAAUAUGAGCAAAUAUGAGCACACAUGAUGUUAUAGACUCAAAAUCGCAGAAAAUUAGUUUUACGCUUUGAUUUGUCGAUUUUUUGCCGAGUUAUGAUAUUUUUGAAGCUUUUUACUUGUAACCCUUCGAAUCAUCGUACCUCGAAAACUAGCCGGGUGAUGAUACUUUGAUUUAUUUGUAAAAAAUCUUUCUGAAAAUCGUGAUUCACAAAAUAUUCGAUUUAGAGAAAAAUUUAUCAAAAUGGCCUUUUUAUGGCGCAGAACAAGAUAUUGUUUUCUCACUUUAGGUAUUUUCUAAUAUAAGUCAUGAGGAGCUGAAAGGCAUAUAUUUUUUUUAUUAAUUAGAGUUUAAGGUGGAAAGUUUGUACGACUCCCUCACUGGUUACUUUGAUCCAUCAGAAGGAAGGCGGCGAAGACUUCGCAACCACGGGGCUUCCGAAGACGACGAAGAGGUUUUUUUUGUGUUUUAUUUUGCUCUUUCAAGAAAAAUUAUUAGAUUAAAAAUGAGUAUUCAGGCGCACAAACGCGACUUGGAGCUGAUUGCGGCGAUGGAGGCCGGCGAGACGUUGCCGAGCAGCGUCACUGGCAUCAACGAUGUAGUUGCUCCACGAAUUUCAAUACCCUCAACAAAAUUUCAGAUGUACGAGGGGAACAGCAGCGAGAGAGACAUGGACGGCAGUGAGACGGAGACGAGGUUCUUCGAGAAGAAACAGAAGAAACGGACGCGAGAAAGUGCACUGCCAGAACGACCUCCAACUCCCACUGAUGGUUCGUUUCGGGGCUUUUUUUUCCUGUCAACAAAUCUCCUAAGGAAAAAGUUUUUUGGUGGAUUGUUGCAAAUAAUUUAGAUCCAAUACAAAAAAAUUUGAGUUGGAUGAUCUUUAAAAAAAGAAUUAAGUUUUUUUAAUUUAAAAAAAUGAUUCGCCACCAAUUAAAAAAAGUCUGACCUGUCUGCGCCCUUUUUUUCGCUCAGCAGCGAGAUCACAGAAACAUGGAAAUAGCACUGAGGCUGAUAGAAAAAAUAAGUUUGGAAAAGGCAGGAGAUCCAACAUCUUUUUUUUUAAUCGAAAAAUAAAAUUUGGUGACUAUAUGUUUAAAAUUUUUCAUUUUUCAGUAAUAUCCGCUCGGGAUGCAGAAUGGAAAGAGCGUCAACUGCAGAAGCUGGAGAACAACAGGAAACGGAAGCGCGAAGAAGAAGAUCAGGGCGCGUGGAACACUGACGUCCGUUGAUUGUCUUCAGAUUUACCUUGACUCUCAAUUUACAGGUCCUUGCUGAAAAUGACUCUUUUGUACGUUUCAAUGCACUCGUCGACACAAUUUUCGAGCAAGUUGAAGAUCUCGAUCUGACUCUCAGUGUGAAGAAAAAUCAAAAAGGUAGAAUCACUCAGAUUUCAACUCAAAUCGCCCAUCAUUUUGUCAGAAUCGGAUGUGGAAGACGAAGAAGCUGACACAGACGCGACCACGCAAAUGCUCAUCGAGAGGAAAUUGAUGGACGAGCUCCGACACGAGACCCAGAAGUUGAAAAACUGGCAGAAACUGAACAAGGUUUGAAAAAAAGCAUAUAAUUAUUUGAUAAAAGACAACAGCCCUCAAAACAACUUUCACGUUAUUUUUUUCCCGUUAUUUCCUUGUGUACUGAUCUUUAAGAAAGUAUCUGUUGUAGGUGUUGGGCGUAUACGCGAACAUCAAGUUAUCAAUAAAUUGUUGAAGGGUUCUUCUGAAAGUGUUGAAUGGAUCAGAUUGGUUCAAAUCUAUCCAAUUUGGCUGCAAAUUGGCCUGCGAUGAGUAGUUUAAAACGAAUCUUUUUCAUUUUAUUUUUAUGCCAUGAAACCUUUUUUUUCGUUUUUUUUUUCUUAAAAGGUUGAAGAGUAGCCUUCUCCUACUGAACUAAUUGAGGUCUUUAUUUGCCUUCUUAUGAACAUAGGUGAAUUAUCCCAUCAAAAUAAAAUGAAUUUAUUGUUUCAGAUUCCCGUAGAUCGAAUAAUCAAACUUCUGACCAUGUUGGAAAGAAACACGCGUGACGUGAUCAGCAGCGACGGAUUGCAGCUUCUCGUACCUGUGGAUGACGACGUGAGACCUCAUUCUGAAGCGAUUGCUCGAAUCAAAAAAUAAUUCAGGGUAAUGAGGAGGAGCCGGCGGCGUGGCGCGACGACGUCAACGACAAAUUGAUCCGUGCCGCCGACGCGGCCUUUACGGCGCUGCUCAUCAUGACCUGCCACAAAAUGCCAAAACAAGUCGUCUCCGGAAUUCAAUCCAAUUCUUCAUUUCCAACCUUCCAGGUGGUUCUUGAAGACGUCAUCGAACGCUCCAUUUCACUCACCAAACAGUACCUCAACCACAUCAUCUUCCCUGCUUCGGACAGUCUUUUCAAGUCGUCGAAAAAGAAAGGUUUGAUCAAAUUAUGUUUAAAAUUGAGGGAUUUACUACGGGAAAAAUUUUUGAAUGAUUUUGAUCUGUAUAAUAUCGUGAAACCUUGAAUUUUUUUUUUUGUCUUCUGAUUUUUUUUGCUUGUUUUGUGUCGUUUUUUUCUAGAUACCUGUGGAACUUUUUGAGGUUUUCGAUUUUAUUGAUCAAUGGAAGUUUUCAUAAGAUAACGUAAUUUCAAAGAGUUUUACUCGCCGUAGCUUGAAACACUAUUAUUAAUUGGGCCUCUCAUCGACGCUCCCGUCUUUACCUGCUAGUUAUAUACUUCUAUGAACUGACUAGAGCGAAAAUAAACGACGCAACAAAGUAACCACAAAAAGUUUUAUAACACCUUUUAUAUCUGGUUUACUAUUCUCAAUUAAUUGAGUUCACUCAAACAAUGUAAAAAAAAAUAAUUAGAAAUAAAAUUUGAUUUCUUUAAUACUUCAGUGAAUGUGGAAGACUCGCGUCGAAAACGCCGAACGGCGGCCAACAACCGUUCGCCGAUCCUCCAAAUCAUUUACACGCGUAUUUCCGACAUUUUCGAUUGUUUCUCUGAGUUGGUUCGCGUCCACAAACUCUCCGAAUCGUCCAUUUUCCACCUCGCCACGAUUUCCGUCUCCGCUUUCUUCGUCGCCAACGUCGGCGAGCUGCAAGUCCAGGUUCCUAGUCUUUAACCUCCAUGGAUCACGACAAAAUUGGUUAGGCAAUGCGUUUGGUUUCCAACAUUUUCGCCCGAGCCGAUGAUUCCGUCCAACUGUCCAUCAUGAACGAUAUCCUCAACUCGCUUCACAGGUUAUUUUCUGGCUCAACCAUCCCCUGAACUUUUAUUUUGUUUUUUUCCAGACUUCCUCUUGGGAAAAACGCCAGCAACAGCUAUCGCCUGGGCGACGAUCAAUGGAUUUCCAACACGACGGCUCUUGUUUUGCAACUCAUCCAAAGUACUGUCAAGGUGAGCUGCUUGGUCUUUCCAGCCUUUUAAAUAAAAAAAGGAUUGGUUCAGAUGCCCAAGUACCGGAAACACGACGAUGACGAGAACAAGAAAACUCAAAUGAGCUUGGACGCUGUCGUCAAAGACUCCUUCAACAAAACCAAGAAGCUCACCAACAUUUUUUUGGCCGGCUUUUUGUCCAAGUGCGUGGAGAUUUUGCUGUGGCAGACUCGAAAUACUCUUUUUCAAUAUCUACAUGAGCUUUUCUUAGGCGCACAGGUUCCUAGCUCGAUAGUAAUAGAAAGAAAAUCAGAAGUCACAAAAUACAAAUCAAAGUUAAAGAAAAAUCGGCAAAACUCGUUUUGAAUUCUAUCAAAUUUUGGUUUAAAAAAAAUGAGAUCUUUCCUGGUUACCGGGUUUAAAAAAUUAAUUCCCCUUAUUUUCGCUUUUUCAUUAUAAUUUCGAAACCCUAACAUGUGCCUGAUUCGUUGUAGAUGCUCCUGCAAGGGUAACAAGUUGGACGGCGAAGAAGAUUAUCGCCGACUUUUUGAUUCCUUCCUCCAGGUGAGCUCCGCGAAGAAUUUCCGUCUAAAAUUCCCUAUCUCAGGAUCUUCUUCUGGCUCUCUACAGACCGGAAUGGCCGGCUGCCGAGUAUAUCCUCUCGAUGAUGGGAGCUUUGUUGCUCAGACACUUCAGGUGAGGAAAGUCAGAGCGAAAAUCGUACGAUAGGUUUUUAGGAACAACAAGACGGACAUUGUGAUAAGACAAGCUUGUUUGGACUACCUGGGCUCUAUCACGGCCCGACUGCGAAAAGACGCGCGAGCGGCCGGGGAAAACUCGGCUCAGCGCCUUGAAGUAGUUAUUUUUUUAUAAAUAAAUAAAUAAAAAAAGAUUAUUUAAGCUUGUCGUCAAAACCCUUGUCUAUGAUGAAGACGACAACGAAACGUAUGAAACGGUGGAUGAUGUCAACAUUUCCAAGGUAAAAAAAUGAAGCUUUCAUUUUGUGUUUUAAAAAUAAUUUAAUCUGAUUUGCCGCGAAAUGAUAAAGUAUCCAUAUUUUAAGGGAAAAACGUGACUAAGAGUUUUUGAAAUUUCCUUUGUGACUGUGUUUGAAUCUCAAAGCGUAUAGACCAUAUUUUUAUAACGGCAUCCACUUCUGCUUUAUGCCUUUUUAUUCUGAAAGUCUGAUUUUUUUUUUUCGCUUUUUGCACUUUUUUCAUUAUCUUGACGUCGAGAACUGCGAGUUUCUCACAAGUUUGUUAGCAAAAAUUUCAAUUUUUUUUUAAUUUGUGGUUCGAUGAAAAAAAGCCAUUGUUUUUUUCAGAAAUUUUUGAUAAAUUAUAAUAUAAGGAAUAUAAAUGAAAGAGCUUUUUUCAUUUCUAGUGUGAAAACAUUUGGAACUUGAAAUAUUUAUUCUGAUAGAGCUAGUGGUGGUUGCCAAGCCUAUCUGAACCGCCAUUUAAAAAAAUCAAAUAGAUCAAAUUUUCAGCUCUCCACAACGGAUCGUUUGAAGAAGCUUGAACAGUCGUUGAUUGAUUAUCUCAUAGAAAAGAAGGGCGAUUCCGACGUCAGCGUUGAGGUUUUCAAGAAAUCCGAUAAAAAUUGCCGAAGGAAGAAUUUCAGUACGCUAUAAUGUUCUACGCCGGCGAAUGGUACUACGAGACGGCGGAGGACCUCGAAACGGCUCGAGCAGACUACAAACAAGUUAUGGCCUCCCGUGGCAACGAACUCAGUGAAAAAGUACCGAAUGUUUUCAAAAACCCCUUUUCUAUCUUGAUGCUCCCAGGAACGUCGGAAAUGGGAGAAACGAACUGAGAGAAUGAAUGAAAAAGGCGCGGCGAUGAAGGAAUUUCUCAUAAAACUGGUCGACAAGAAGCAUCUACGCAAAAGAUCUGAAAUGAUCAGGUUAUCUUUUUUCUUCUUUUAUUUCACCAAAAACUUUUGAAAUUGGGUUUUUUUCCACGUGAGUUAUGAACCUAAAAAUGUUUUUUUUUUUGUUUUCAAAUGAAGGUUUUUCAAUUUACCAUUAGAAAUUGGGGCUAAUUUUUUUUUAAAGGCGAGAAAGCAUUUUUCAAAGUUUUAUGGAUAUUACCUUUGAAUUAUUGAUAUUGAAUUUCUUGAUAGACUGUUCAUAUAAUUUUUAAAUCCAGAAAUGGAAACGGCUUGCUCGAGUCGGAUGCUUUGUGGGCCGUCAAGUACCUUGCGAGAAACCACGACUUUGCCAACGCCUUCGAUGGAUAUCUCAAAAAUGUUUGUCACCUUUUUUCAUCUUUAUUUUUGGACAUUUGA